AUAUUUCAUUUGUAAGUAUUAACUCGUUCAGUUUAGUCUUACUGAACUGAAUAAGUUUUUUUUUCUAUACGAAUUGAAAAAUUUGCAUCGACGUACCGCUCGUUCCUCUUCUAUAUUGGAGAAAAAAUAAUUUUUCACAAGUGAUAAAGGUGGAAGCUACUUCAAGAUGCAGGCCGGCGACUCUUCACACGUUCGCAAUAGUGGACAAAAAUCCGUGACAAACAUCGAUAAACUUCAGUUAUUAAUAUGGAAGAAUUUUUUAAUUCAAUGUCGUCACUAUAUCAGAACAAUUAUAGAAAUUAUGCUGUUUGCUCAAUUCAUAUGUCCUUUAUACUUUAUUGACUUAUCCAACCAAAAAAACAUACCCGACGAGUAUAUCAUCAGAAUGUAUGAAACGAUGGGGACUAUUGUGGGAGUCUUAAUAGUUUUGAGCUUCAUGUUUCCCACUGUCAACUCCGUUCGUUACAUUACGAUUGAAAAAGAGCGACAGUUAAAAGAAGCAAUGAAAAUAAUGGGAUUAGAAUCGUGGAUGCAUUGGAUCAGUUGGUUCAUACGUAUAAUGGUUUUCAUGAUCAUAGCAAUGGGAAUUAUCGUGGCCUUGUUGAAGUUAUCAUUAUAUGCGGAUUGGUCAGUGCUUUUGGUGUUCCUGUUCGUAUACAGUAUUUCGAUGAUAACGUAUUGCUUCAUGUUAAGUGUAUUCUUUUCCAAAGCAAACAUUGCUACAGUCGUAGCAGGAAUCGUUUGGCUUGCUUUGGUCGUGCCUUUUUCUUUUUCCCUGGAAACAGGCACAUCGAAAGUGUUGUCAUGUAUUUCGUCGAACACUGCAAUUUUGUUUGGAUUUAAAUUGAUUUACAAAUUCGAAGCAGUUCACAAAAAUCAAGGUGUGCACUGGUCCGAUUUUUGGGAGAAGCCAACAUCUUCCGAUAAUCUCUCACUUGGGAUCGUUACGAGUUUUAUAUUGGUUACAUCUCUUCUAUACCUCCUAAUCGCUCUCUACGUCGAAAAAGUUUUUCCCGGCGAAUAUGGUGUGCCUGAAAAGUUUUACUUUCCAUUCACGAAAACAUUCUGGUGCGGCAUGUCAGCUGAUGAAGCAACGGAAAAUGGAACAAAUCAAUUAAAUCCAAACUAUGAAAUCGAUCCGCGGAAUCGUCAUGCAGGAGUGAAAGUGAAAAAUCUACGCAAAGUUUAUGCCAACAAAAAGACAGCCGUUAAUGGCCUAACACUGAAUAUGUUCGACGAUCAAAUUACCGUCCUACUUGGCCAUAAUGGGGCUGGUAAAACCACAGCGAUGUCUAUGUUGACCGGAAUGUUUCCUCCAACAUCAGGAACGGCCACUAUAAAUGGACACGAUAUUCGAACAAACAUACAGAAAGCCAGAAGCUCACUUGGAUACUGUCCUCAACACAAUAUUCUCUUUGACGAGCUAACUGUAAGCGAACAUAUCGAGUUCUUUGGCCGAUUGAAAGGAUUGAGCAAAUCCGAAGUCAAAAAUGAAGUUAAUAAAUAUGUAACACAAUUAGAAUUGGAGCACAAGAGAAACGCCUUAUCACAAUCCUUAUCCGGUGGAAUGAAACGAAAACUUUCCGUUGCCAUUGCUUUGUGUGGUAAUUCAAGAGUAGUGUUCUGCGACGAACCGACCAGUGGCAUGGACCCAACGGCUCGUCGUGCACUUUGGGAUCUGUUACAGAAAGAAAAAAAAGGGCGCACCAUUCUGUUGACCACGCAUUUCAUGGACGAAGCAGAUGUGCUCGGUGAUCGCAUAGCAAUAAUGGCUGAAGGAGAGCUUAAGUGCUACGGAACAUCAUUUUUCCUGAAGAAACGGUUCGGAAGUGGCUAUCGCUUAGUAUGUGUUAAGAGUGACGGCUGUAGGUCAAGUGAUGUGACUAAAGUUUUACACGAAUUCAUUCCCGAGGUUGUGGUUCAUGAGGAUAUUGCCAGUGAACUUGUGUACAUUUUACCCGUUGAACAUGUGAAUCAAUUCAAGAAUGUAUUCGAAGUGUUGGAAGAAAAACAAAACGAGUUGAAACUGAGUAGCUUUGGGGUUUCGAUGACUCCAUUGGAGGAAAUCUUCUUCGCUGUUGCAUCUGAUUCGAUGAUUUUAGACAAAAAUGAUAACAAUCGACAUCACAAUAAUAAUAUAAGCACAUCCGAUCCUGAGUCAUCGGCAGCAGAUACUCCGCUGUUGCGUGGUUUUAGUUUGCAUAUAAAUCAAUGGCACGCCAUGUUUAAAAAGCGAUUCUUUUGCUGGAUGCGAAGUUGGAUUAUGGUCCUGCUUCAGACUAUAGCCCCCGUAUGUACAGUUACAACCAUCAUUCUAUCCAAUCGUUCAGUCGUAAAAGAAUUUGGUGCUUUGAUUGUUAUAGUAUUUUCAAUUGCUGUGGCCUUUGUGAGUUCAUUCUAUAUACUAUUUUACGUGAGAGAACGAUCAUCAAAAUCGAAGCUGUUACAAUUUGUCAGCGGAGUAGACAUUCGUACAUAUUGGAUAUCCUCAUUUCUGUUUGAUUUCAUCACAUAUCUGGUGAUUGUUGCAAUUUCAAUCAUUCCAUUGAUCGUGUUCCGUGAUGAGAUUCUGAAUGAUUUAACACCAUUAAUAGCUGCUCUUCUCACAUUUGGACUCUCAGUAUUCCCGAUGAUAUUUUUGCUGUCGUUUUUGUUUUCGUCACCAAGCAAAGGACUCAUCGUGAUGGUCGUGUUUUCCGUAAUAAUAGAUUUUGUUCUUUGGUUUAUUCAGUACAUACUUGUCCAACGUAAUCUCAGUGAAACAGCAAAAAUACUUGAAUGGAUUUUCCUUGCGUUGCCACAGUAUUCACUACUUCGUUGUGCUGAAUCCUUAGUAUCCAACCAAACUCCAAGUGCCAAUGUUUACGAUUGGAAGGAGCCCGGCAUAGGACGACACUUAACUUAUAUGAGUGUCAGCGGUUUGGUGUAUUUUGCUCUUCUUUUCAUGGUCGAAUUUCGAGUAUUUUCCAAGGCUACGCAAUGCAUUCGUGGAGCUUUCGAAGGAAAGCUACCCAGACAGCCAUCGGCACAGGGAAUUGAUGAUGAUGUCACUGAAGAGAAGAAAAAAGUGGAUGCAAUGUCCACACAAGAUUUACAUGUGAAUAAUUUGGUUUUACGAAAACUGUCCAAGUUUUAUGGAAAAUUCUUGGCCGUCAACCAAAUAUCCGUCGCGGUCAAAAGAGCUGAGUGCUUCGGGCUUCUUGGUGUGAACGGCGCGGGCAAGACAUCUACCUUCAAAAUGUUAACGGGUGACGCGAGUAUUUCGAGUGGUGAAGCGUUCGUGCAAGGCGUUCGAUUGAAAACGAAUAUGAUGCAAGUAAGAAAAAUCAUUGGAUAUUGUCCUCAGUUUGAUGCUUUGCUUGAUGACUUGACUGGUUCGGAAACGCUUGAGAUAUUUGCUUUACUGCGAGGAGUUCGUUGUGAAAACAUAUCAGUGUUGAGUAAUCGUCUGGCAAAUGAAUUGAAUUUCCAAAAGCAUGUUGACAAAAAGGUUCGUGAGCUCUCGGGCGGCAACAAAAGGAAAUUGAGCACGGCUAUUGCAUUAAUUGGCAAUCCGAUGGUCAUUUAUUUCGAUGAACCUACCACGGGCAUGGACCCGGCCGCAAAAAGAAAUCUUUGGUCUUUAGUAUCGAAGGUUCGCAGCUCAGGUAAAUCAAUUGUGCUCACAUCGCACAGCAUGGAAGAAUGCGAAGCGCUUUGUACUCGCCUGGCAAUCAUGGUAAACGGAGAAUUCAAAUGCCUGGGCUCAACGCAACACUUGAAGAACAAAUUCUCCAAAGGUUUUUGGAUCACUAUCAAAAUAAAGGAAAAUAUCGAGACUGAGAUGGAAAAUGACGCGUUGAAAAUCAAGAAUUUCAUUGAUCAGAGCUUCCCUGGAGCAAAUUUGAAUGAGGAAUAUGUUGGUCUCAUGAAAUUUUAUGUGCCACCAUCUGACUUGAGAUGGUCAUCGGUUUUUGGUAUAAUGGAAAAAGCCAAACAAACGAUGCCAAUUGAAGACUAUUCCAUCGGACAAACUUCACUGGAACAAGUGUUUUUGUCACUCACCAAACUGCAACGGGAUCAAAAAGUUACCAAAGUAUAAUUUGGCGAUGACAGAAAGGCAAUGAACACUAAGUAAAAUCGGAGAUAAACUUAUGUUGAAAGAUGUAUCGAACCAUUUUACUAAUUAACUUAUAUAUUUUUUGUAUCAUACUUUUGUUGAAUCUAAAAUGUGACGUUUUGAACCUUAUAAAAGGAAUUAUACUAUUUUAUACGUAAUAUUUAAACGAUAUUUUACACAA
Messenger RNA from Sitodiplosis mosellana (orange wheat blossom midge), 4280 nucleotides. RefSeq names its product phospholipid-transporting ATPase ABCA3-like. The record is from RefSeq and is a predicted model, not a curated record. Gene Ontology annotation, cellular component: membrane; intracellular membrane-bounded organelle. Gene Ontology annotation, molecular function: ATP binding; ATP hydrolysis activity; ABC-type transporter activity. Lineage: Eukaryota; Metazoa; Arthropoda; Insecta; Diptera; Cecidomyiidae. Bases 167 to 4081 code for a protein of 1304 amino acids. The transcript has 8 exons. Gene Ontology annotation, biological process: transmembrane transport; lipid transport.